AGAGAAAAUUUACUCCUUUUAAGAGAGUACCUCGAGUCCCUCAAAAGAAUGAAAUAUGGAUUUUGCAUCUGCUCCCACCAGACCCAGUUCUCAAACUGUGCAAAAUUUAGUCCUUGUUUUGUGUACAUGAAAAGCAGAAUCCAAAAAACGCUCCUUUUUGUUUUGUCUUUCACUCUAUAGCUUUUAGCCGUCCGUGAUUCUCUUAACAAUAUAGCUCACCUUCUUCUCCUAGAGUUGAAACAACUCAGUGGGAUACUGUCCAGUGUGAAAAGAUCCAAGCUUUUGCAGCUGAAAUGUUUGUAACUUGGCUCAUUCAACUGAAAUUCGGGGUACCCAUCCAGCAUUUUCAAGGUAAGAGCUGCAAAUUUUGCGACUUUGGAGGUUAUGGUUCUGUUUUAGGAGUUCUGCUGCUUAUGGGUUAUGCAUUUUGUGGAUUUUGUGAUGAGUUUCCUGUGGUGUCUAUGCCUCUUGGUUUUGAGAUUUCUGGGCUUGAUAGAAGUAGGACCUGGGUGUCUAGAAAUGGAGUCUUUGCAUUUGGGUUCUUCAAGGGUUGUCAGAAAACGGAGGAUUUUGAUGGUUUUGUUGUGGGAAUUAGGUAUAAUUUAGGGGAUGAAGCUGCAAAUGUGCCUGUGUGGACUGUUGGUGGUGGGCUUAGAGUUCCUGUGUACUCCACUGUUAGGCUUUCCAUGGAUGGGAGGCUGGUUUUGUUUGCAAACUCUAGCAAUUUGAUUGUCUGGAGCAGUAAUACUUCUGGUUUGGGUGUUCAAAAAGCUACCCUUUUGAAUGAUGGAAACCUAGUUCUGACUGACAAUAGUGGUAAGGUGCUCUGGGGAAGCUUUGCUAGUCCAACUAGCACUCUUCUUCCUGGUCAAUCUUUGCAUUUUUCUCAAUCCCUUAGAGCCCCUUCAACAAAAUCAAUUUCUAGUUACUACAACUUUUUGAUCCAGCCAUCGGGUGAGCUUGCCAUAGUGUGGGAAAGCAAUGUGACUUACUGGAAAACUCAUACGAGUUCCAGCGGUGUAAGUAGAGAAGCAAGAUUUGACGCUAAUGGUGUUUUGAGACUCAUUGAUGUAAAUAAUAAAACUGUCUGGUCUGCGUCAAGUAAGGAUUCUGAGGAUCCUUCUGUGGUUUUGAGGCAUCUGAAGAUUGAUACGGAUGGGAACUUAAGGAUUUACUUGUGGAAUAGUGUCUUACGUGAAUGGAGAGUGGGAUGGCAAGCAGUGGAGAAUCAAUGUGAUGUGUUUGGUUCCUGUGGUUUGUAUAGCUUGUGUGAGUUUAACUCCACAGGGCCUCUUUGUGAUUGUCUCUCUGAUGAUUCCAAUAACUUGGGAACUGGUCUUCCCGUACCUGAAAUUGGUAGUUCUAGGUGUGGGAAAAUGGCAGACCUGGCAAGUUGCAAGAUGAACACAAGUAUGAUGGUCUUCAAACAGACAGUGCUUUAUGGUCUCUAUCCCCCUCAAGAUGUUGUUGUCAUGCUAAGUGAGGAAGCCUGCAAAGAGUACUGCUCUAACGAUGCUACCUGCAUUGCGGUGACAUCAAGGAAUGACGGUUCAGGAGUCUGCACUGUUAAAAGAACUAGCUUUAUAACUGGAUAUAGGAAACCUUCGAUUCAGGCAAAUUCGUUUCUGAAGGUUUGUCUGGUACCCCAGGCAGUUUCAGCACGAGCUAAUCUCCAUGGUAAUUCAAAUCAAGUUACCAUGUCAUCUAAAGGCUCCAUUAACCAUGGAGGUAAUGGUAAGGAGUUUGCAGGAGCUGUUGCUAUCACAGUCUUGGUAACAGUCUUGAGUUUUCUAUCUGUUCAGAUUUUUAUGUGUUGGUUUAUUUAUCGGAGAUUGAAACAACAGGCUCAAACAAGAAUCCCGUUUGGAAAGGACGAGCAGAUGAAUUCUCAUUACAGUGCUAUUGUGAGGUUAUCCUUUGAAGAGAUAAAAGAUCUGACUUCUAAUUUUGCACAUCAGCUUGGUCCAUCCAUUUUCAAAGGUCUGCUCCCUAAUAAGACCCCGGUUAUUGCAAAGGUAUUGAAUGAUGUUGUUGUGACAGAGAAGGAGUUCCGAGGAGUAGUUUCUAUGUUGGGUGGGAUGCACCAUCGGAACCUUGUUCAUCUCAAGGGCUUCUGCUUUGAGGGGAAACAUAAAUACCUAUUGUAUGAGUAUGUUCCCAAUGGCUCUUUGGACAAGUGGCUAUUUGACACUGCACGGGAGCACGAAGUGGGGAACUGGCAACAGAGGCUUAAUAUUGCUAUCGGAGUUGCACGAGCUCUCGCAUAUUUGCACUUGGAGUGUCAAACAUGUGUAGCUCAUGGAAAUUUGAAGCUUGAGAAUGUCUUGCUUGACGAAAAUAUGAUUCCUAAAGUUGCAGAUUUUGGACUUAGGAGGCUACUCAGAAAGGACACCGCCUCGUCUUCAGAGACUCCAUCUGAAAGAGACAUCCACAUGUUUGGGGAGAUGUUACUGCAGAUUGUGACCUGCCAGCGAAAUAUUCUGGAUACCACUCUGCAGCAAUUAGUUAACGGGAACAACGACGAACUGCAAAUAGAAUUAAGAUCGGAGUCAUGUAAAGAGUUUGAAGAAGUAGAAAGAGCAGUAAGUAUAGCUUUGUGGUGUAUGCAAAGCCAACCGUUCUUACGACCUUCCAUUACUGAAGUGGUUAAGGUAUUAGAAGGUGCAUUUUCCAUCGAUAGACCUCCUUUAGAUUUUCGUUUUAGACAGGAGGAGCGAGUAGAUAUAGAUUGAUGUAACACUGAAAAUGGAAUAGGAAAAA
This is a messenger RNA of Carica papaya (papaya), 2760 nucleotides long. RefSeq names its product G-type lectin S-receptor-like serine/threonine-protein kinase SD3-1. NCBI's taxonomy places the organism in Eukaryota, Viridiplantae, Streptophyta, Magnoliopsida, Brassicales, Caricaceae. The record is from RefSeq and is a predicted model, not a curated record. Gene Ontology annotation, molecular function: protein serine/threonine kinase activity; ATP binding. Gene Ontology annotation, biological process: protein phosphorylation; recognition of pollen.